This is a messenger RNA of Aspergillus saccharolyticus JOP 1030-1, 2489 nucleotides long. Its product is annotated as DEAH-box ATP-dependent RNA helicase PRP43. Gene Ontology annotation, molecular function: RNA binding; ATP binding; RNA helicase activity. The transcript has 3 exons. NCBI's taxonomy places the organism in Eukaryota, Fungi, Ascomycota, Eurotiomycetes, Eurotiales, Aspergillaceae. The record is from RefSeq and is a predicted model, not a curated record. Gene Ontology annotation, cellular component: spliceosomal complex; intracellular anatomical structure. Bases 75 to 2354 code for a protein of 759 amino acids.
CGGUGACGGACGAACCUCUCUCGCGACUCGUUGUCAACCCGCCGUUCUACCAAAUCCCACUCUCUGUUGACGCCAUGGUUGAUCGUCGCUCGGACUCUGAGAACGGUUUGCGUGCUAAGCGUCAAAAAAUGGACAAAGCUGAGACAGAUCCCAAGGACAACCCGUACCUGGCUCACAUGUAUCCCGACAAUGGCGAUGCGAACCUUCAUCCGGCCUUUGGCAAGAUGAAGCGCCAUCAGACGACGGCUGCUCUGGCUAAGAAGGUCGAAGAUGGCGAGAUCAACCCUUUCAACAACCAGCCCUUCUCCAGCAAAUACGUCUCCAUCCUGAAGACUCGUCGCGAUCUCCCCGUCCAUGCCCAGAGAGAUGAAUUCUUAGAGCUCUACCAGAAGUCGCAGAUCCUCGUCUUCGUCGGUGAGACGGGUUCCGGAAAGACGACACAGAUCCCUCAGUUCGUGCUGUUCGAUGAUAUGCCGCAAACCCAGCGCAAGAUGGUCGCUUGUACCCAACCUCGUCGUGUCGCUGCCAUGUCCGUUGCCCAGCGUGUGGCUGCCGAGUUGGAUGUCAAGCUCGGAGAGGAAGUCGGUUACAGCAUUCGUUUCGAAGAUAUGACUAGUUCCAAGACCGUGCUCAAGUAUAUGACGGAUGGUAUGCUGCUGAGAGAAGCCAUGCACGACCACGACCUUAACCGCUACAGCACCAUCAUUCUGGACGAGGCUCACGAAAGAACCAUGGCUACCGAUGUCCUUAUGGGUCUUCUGAAGGAGGUUGUGGUGCGCCGACCUGACCUGAAGAUCAUUAUCAUGUCUGCCACUUUGGAUGCGCAGAAGUUCCAGCGUUACUUCAACGAUGCCCCCCUCCUUGCAGUGCCUGGUCGUACCCACCCUGUCGAGAUCUUCUAUACCCCUGAGCCCGAGCAGGAUUAUGUCGAAGCCGCCAUUCGGACUGUGCUCCAGAUUCACGCUACCGAAGACGAGGGAGAUAUUCUGCUGUUCUUGACUGGUGAAGAAGAAAUUGAAGACGCUUCUCGGAAGAUCUCCCUUGAGGCGGACGAGAUGAUGCGCGAGGCAGAUGCUGGACCGAUCAAGGUCUACCCGCUGUAUGGUAGUCUUCCUCCUCACAUGCAACAGCGCAUCUUCGAGCCAGCACCGCCUCCUCGUCGUCCGGGUGGUCGUCCCGGUAGAAAGGUCAUUGUGUCCACCAACAUUGCCGAAACGUCUCUUACCAUUGAUGGUAUCGUCUACGUCGUCGACCCUGGUUUCUCGAAACAGAAGAUCUAUAAUCCACGUAUCCGUGUCGAGUCUCUGUUGGUUUCUCCGAUCUCCAAGGCUUCCGCCCAACAGAGAGCUGGUCGUGCUGGUCGUACGCGCCCCGGAAAGUGUUUCCGUCUCUACACCGAAGGCGCCUUCAAGAAGGAACUGAUCGACCAAACAUAUCCCGAAAUUCUCCGUUCCAACCUUUCCUCGACAGUGCUGGAGUUGAAGAAGCUUGGCAUCGACGAUCUGGUCCACUUCGAUUUGAUGGAUCCUCCUGCUCCCGAGACCUUGAUGAGAGCCUUGGAGGAACUCAACUACCUCGCCUGUCUGGAUGACGAUGGAAAUUUGACACAGCUGGGUCGUCUCGCCUCCGAAUUCCCUCUCGACCCAGCCCUUGCCGUCAUGCUCAUCAGCUCCCCCGAAUUCUACUGCUCGAACGAGAUUCUUUCCAUUACCGCCCUUCUUUCAGUUCCCCAGGUGUUUGUCCGCCCGGCCUCUCAAAGGAAGCGCGCAGACGAAAUGAAAGACCUAUUUGCCCACCCUGACGGUGACCAUUUGACCCUCCUCAAUGUCUACCACGCCUUCAAGAGCCCCGAAGCUCAGGCGGACCUCAAGCAGUGGUGCCACGACCACUUCCUUUCUCUUCGUUCGCUCCAGUCGGCCGAUAACGUUCGUAUGCAACUUCUGCGCAUCAUGGAACGCGAGGAGCUCGAGAUGAUCUCGACCCCCUUCGAGGACAAGAAGUACUAUGAGAACAUCCGCCGCGCGCUGUGCGCCGGUUUCUUUAUGCAAGUCGCCAAGAAGGAGAGCCAGGGCAAGAGCAUGUACAUGACCAUCAAAGACCAUCAGAACGUUCUGCUCCACCCGUCCACAGUGCUCGGUCACGAGGCCGAAUGGGUCUUGUACAAUGAGUUCGUUCUCACCACCAAGAACUACAUCCGUACCGUGACGGCUGUCAAGCCCGAAUGGCUUAUUGACAUUGCGCCGAACUACUACGACAUCUCCACCUUCCCCAAGGGCGACAUCCGUUCCUCACUGCUCCGCGCCGCUGAGCGACUCUCGCGUCGCGAGAAGAUCCGUGCGGAGAAGAGACGUUAGACCAGGAGGAAGCUUCUUUGCUGAUAUUUUCUUUUUCUCUUUCUCUGUCACGAAAUAUAAUAGACUAUUUUUCCCUUGUGUUCUGAAACAGAAAUAUGAUAUCAAUAUUCCACGGCCGGCUUGCAUUAUGCCAAG